Molecule: messenger RNA, 1625 nt
Organism: Branchiostoma belcheri (Belcher's lancelet)
Lineage: Eukaryota; Metazoa; Chordata; Leptocardii; Amphioxiformes; Branchiostomatidae
Product: photoreceptor-specific nuclear receptor-like
Exons: 9
Coding region: 193-1602 (469 amino acids)
Biological process (GO): positive regulation of transcription by RNA polymerase II; cell differentiation; anatomical structure development
Molecular function (GO): nuclear receptor activity; zinc ion binding; RNA polymerase II cis-regulatory region sequence-specific DNA binding
Source: RefSeq, a predicted model, not a curated record
CACCAGGCAUAUUGAGUUGUUACGUCUUUGGCUUGACGGGGAAAGUCUGGUCCACAAAGUCAGGAGCGCUCAGGCGUUUCUUUGCCAUUCCAGUUUCCAGCUGCACGGAGUCAGCGUCAGACGAUCUCUGAGUUCCCGCCAAGCCUCCAACCUCCCUCACCACCUCAGCGUACACAGUAGUGCGUCCCAGUCAUGAACAGUAACGGUAACAGCGAGUCAGGGAUUGGGAGUAACGGGAGCCCGCGGUCUAGCUCCACAGGGAGUGCGGAGGGUAGCCCCGGCCCCAGCACAGGGGGCAGCCCCGGCCCGAGCUCCGGCAGCAUGGGCGGGUCGGAGAGCUCGCCAGGCGGGAUGGAACUGCCCGGACCCCGGAGCAUCAGCCCUCCAACUCUCGGCGUCAGCACCCUGCGACACUCCUAUCCCGGCUGUAUGUCGGAGGCCAUCUUCCCGCACGACAUGGGGCGGCCCGGAGUGCAGAAGUUUGAAGGUAAGCGGCUGAUGUCGCACACGGCCUGUAAAGUGUGCGGGGACACCUCCAGCGGCAAGCACUACGGCAUCUACGCCUGUAACGGCUGCAGCGGCUUUUUCAAACGCAGUGUGCGCCGCAAGCUCAUCUACAGAUGCCAGGCUGGAAAAGGGAUGUGCACCAUUGACAAGGCCCACCGGAACCAGUGCCAGGCAUGCCGGCUGAAGAAAUGCCUGGCUGCCGGCAUGAACAAGGACGCCGUACAAAAUGAGCGGCAGCCCCGUAACAGUGCUCAGGUGCGUCCGGACCAAAUCGACAUGGACACGGACCCGGCUGUGAUCGCCACGGCUCGUGACUCCCUCCCCGCCCCCAUCCUCCACACACAGCGCGCCGUCAACGGCAGUCCGCCCGCCGGACACCGCUUCAUGGCCAGCCUCAUGACGGCCGAGACGUGUGCCAAGCUCGAGCCUAAAGAAGCCGAAGACCAGCAGUACGUUGACGUCACUAGCGUAUCGCCCGAACGUCCUGAAGUUCCCGAGGCCAUCCACCUGUACCCGUCCGCCCAGGAGAACAUCUACGAGGCCUCGGCACGUCUGCUCUUCAUGGCCGUCAAGUGGGCCAAAAACCUGCCGGUCUUCGCUAACCUGCCUUUCCGCGACCAGGUUAUCCUUCUGGAGGAAGGAUGGGGCGAGUUAUUCCUCCUGUGCGCCAUCCAGUGGUCCAUGCCCUUUGACACCUCUCCGCUCGUCUCACCAACCGAGCAUGCCCAGAGCGGCGGCUCGGGCGCCACCUUGCAGGACCUGCGUGCCCUGCAGGAGAUGGUGGACAGAUUCAAGGCCCUGGAAGUGGACCCUUCCGAGUUCGCCUGUUUGAAGGCUGUCGCGCUCUUUAAACCAGACACCCGCGGGCUGAAGGACCCUCUGCAGGUGGAGAAGCUGCAGGACCAGGCACAGCUGAUGUUAGCCGAGCACACCCGCAGUCAGAACCGGAACCACCCCAUCAGAUUCGGCAGGUUGCUUCUGACGCUGCCCUGCCUCCGCCAUGUUGGACCGGAUCGUAUCGAAACGAUUUUCUUCCAGCGGACCAUCGGCAACACACCAAUGGAACGUCUUCUCAGCGACAUGUUCAAAAACUAAUGAAAUUCAAAAUUGAUGGCGUA